AGCGCAAGCCAUGCUCAGUUUCAACAGGGACCUCAUCUCCAGUGCACACUGAACCUGACUGAACUUCAGGAGUUAUCCAGUCCAGGACCAGCUUUAAGCGUCCAGUAGGAAGGUGUGGAGCAGGGCUCCGGAUGGAAACCCAGAGGAAAGAAGUCCCAAAGCGAACCCGCUAUGAAAGCACAGCCUCAGUUCCCCAGUUCACCAACUCUCCCACCAUGAUAGUGAUGGUGGGGCUGCCAGCGCGAGGGAAGACCUACAUCUCCAAGAAACUCACCCGCUACCUCAACUGGAUCGGCGUGCCCACCAAAGUGUUCAAUGUGGGACAGUAUCGCAGGGAAGCAGUGCAGACCUACAAGAACUUUGAAUUCUUCCGUCCCGACAAUGAUGAGGCCAUGAAGAUUCGCAAGGCCUGUGCUUUGGCUGCUCUGAGGGAUGUCCACACCUUCCUCAGUCAGGAGCAGGGACACGUGGCAGUGUUUGAUGCCACUAACACCACCCGUGAGCGCAGAGAAGUCAUCCUCAGUUUUGCCAAAGACAACAACUACAAGGUGUUCUUUGUGGAGUCCUUGUGUGAUGAUCCAGACAUCAUUGAAGAGAAUAUAAAGCAAGUGAAGCUCAGUAGCCCUGAUUACAAAGACUGUGACAAGGAGGAGGCCGUGCAGGACUUCCUGAAGAGGAUCGACUGCUACAAGGUCACCUAUGUACCCCUGGAUGAGGACCUGGACAGAAACCUGUCCUAUAUAAAGAUCUUUAACGUGGGCAGUCGGUACCUGGUGAACCGGGUCCUGGACCACAUCCAGAGCCGCAUCGUGUACUACCUCAUGAACAUCCACGUCACGCCCCGCUCCAUCUACCUGUGCCGCCACGGUGAAAGUGAGCUCAACCUGCUGGGCCGCAUCGGAGGAGACUCGGACCUGUCCCCAAGGGGCAUUAAGUUUGCCCAUGCUCUUGGGGACUUCAUCCAGAGUCAGGCCAUUCAGGACUUGAAGAUCUGGACAAGCCACAUGAAGCGCACGAUCCAGACAGCGGAGGCAGUGGGGGUGCCUUAUGAGCAGUGGAAGGCACUCAAUGAGAUUGACGCUGGUGUGUGUGAAGAAAUGACAUAUGAGGAGAUACAGGAGCACUAUCCAGAGGAGUUUGCUCUCAGAGAUCAAGACAAAUACCGCUACCGAUACCCUAAGGGCGAGUCGUAUGAGGACCUGGUCCAGCGGUUGGAGCCUGUGAUUAUGGAGCUGGAGAGGCAGGAGAAUGUGCUGGUGGUCUGUCAUCAGGCAGUCAUGCGCUGCCUAUUGGCAUACUUCCUAGACAAGAGUGCAGAGGAGCUCCCCUACCUGAAGUGUCCCCUCCAUACAGUCCUGAAACUCACACCUGUGGCCUACGGCUGCCAAGUUGAGUCCUUCUUCCUGAAUGUGGAAGCAGUCAACACACAUAGAGACAGGCCCAAGAAUGUUGAUGUCACCAGAGACCCAGAAGAAGCUUUACUGACUGUCCCAGAACACAUAUAA
Molecule: messenger RNA, 1505 nt
Organism: Megalops cyprinoides (Indo-Pacific tarpon)
Lineage: Eukaryota; Metazoa; Chordata; Actinopteri; Elopiformes; Megalopidae
Product: 6-phosphofructo-2-kinase/fructose-2,6-bisphosphatase-like
Exons: 15
Coding region: 132-1505 (457 amino acids)
Biological process (GO): fructose 2,6-bisphosphate metabolic process; fructose metabolic process
Cellular component (GO): cytosol; 6-phosphofructo-2-kinase/fructose-2,6-biphosphatase complex
Molecular function (GO): fructose-2,6-bisphosphate 2-phosphatase activity; ATP binding; 6-phosphofructo-2-kinase activity
Source: RefSeq, a predicted model, not a curated record